Corapipo altera (White-ruffed manakin) is the source of this 633-nucleotide messenger RNA. RefSeq lists its product as uncharacterized. Gene Ontology annotation, cellular component: nucleus; cytoplasm; exon-exon junction complex. Gene Ontology annotation, molecular function: mRNA binding. The transcript has 3 exons. NCBI's taxonomy places the organism in Eukaryota, Metazoa, Chordata, Aves, Passeriformes, Pipridae. The record is from RefSeq and is a predicted model, not a curated record. Gene Ontology annotation, biological process: RNA splicing. Bases 14 to 628 code for a protein of 204 amino acids.
AGCACGGUGGGAGAUGCUGCCUUUCCUUGGCAGGGGUCAUGCUUGUCCCAUCGGGAUCAAAGGGUCAUUCCUGGCCCACCGGGGUCAUUCCCAGCUCUGGGGCAAGGUGAUCCUGUCCGUCCCUGUGGGGUCAUUCCCAUCAUGGGGAGACGGUCCUGCCUUUCCUGGGGGUGGUCCCUGCCUGUUGCCUGUACCAGGGGGGUUCUUCCCAGCCUGGGGGAUCAUUCCCAGCCCAAGAGGGUCAUUCCCAGCCACGACUGGGAGGGGUCCCUGCCCAUCUGGGGGGGUCCUUCUCCCCCUGACUCCACGAUGUCCCCCCCCCAAUUCCUGCCUCCUCCCCCCAGAGAGCAUCCACAAGCUGAAGGAAAAGGCCAAGAAGCGGAAGGGCCGCGGCUUCGGUUCAGAGGAAGGAUCCCGGGCCCGGGUGCGGGAGGAUUAUGACAGCGUGGAGCAGGAUGGGGAUGAACCAGGACCACAGAGAUCUGUGGAGGGCUGGAUCCUGUUCGUGACAGGGGUGCACGAGGAGGCCACAGAGGAGGAUGUGCACGAUCGCUUUGCUGAAUUUGGGGAGAUCAAGAACAUCCACCUGAACCUGGACCGGCGCACGGGAUACCUCAAGGUGCCCUGAGGGGC